This is a messenger RNA of Lodderomyces pseudojiufengensis, 2337 nucleotides long. RefSeq names its product MutS family protein. Bases 1 to 2337 code for a protein of 778 amino acids. Gene Ontology annotation, biological process: mismatch repair; reciprocal meiotic recombination. The record is from RefSeq and is a predicted model, not a curated record. Gene Ontology annotation, cellular component: nucleus. The transcript has a single exon. Gene Ontology annotation, molecular function: ATP binding; mismatched DNA binding; ATP-dependent DNA damage sensor activity. Lineage: Eukaryota; Fungi; Ascomycota; Pichiomycetes; Serinales; Debaryomycetaceae.
AUGUCAAGGCUUAACAAUAGUCAAUAUGGGUUCAUGACUACCACCGAUGACGUAAAUAGUCACAGGGAUGGAGCUACCGUCAAACCAAUUGAAAGGGAAGUUGUUAUGGCAAUUAAUAUUCUGAAGUUUGACAAAAUGGAUAUUGGAAUUGCAAUUUUGGAUUUUAAAAUUUCUGAAUUAUUUUUAGUCAGCUUUAGUGAUUCACCAUCGUUUGUUAGAUCCGUUAAUCAACUCGAUAUCUAUCAACCAACUACUGUAAUAAUCCCAGAUUUAGCACAAUUUGAAAAGUUGAAGUAUGUACUACUUUCCAAUCUCAAUGAAGAUGUCAAUCAAAAAUUGGGGAAAGUGAAAAUAUUUGACUCGGUAUCUGGUGCUGAACUUUUGAAGCAACAUCUGUUGAAUGAUGUUAAAACUAAUGAUUUGAUGACUGGGGCUGCUGGAGCACUUAUUGCCACAUGUAUGGAAUCGAGAUUAAUGAAAUCAACAUCAAAAUACAAAACCACAAUUGUUGCAAGUGGUAAAUUUGUUUUGAUUGAUUCAUCUACCAUUAAAGAUUUGGAGUUAGUUUCAAGUUCAAAUGAUAAAGGCCUUAGCUUCUUCAGCUUUUUAAAUAGAUGCACUACAAAAAUGGGUCAAAGAUUGUUAAGAACUUCCAUUUUACAACCUUUGACUGAUAUAGAAAGUAUAAAACUUAGAUUGGAAUCGGUUAAUGAAUUGACUUCUCAGGAAAACAUUUUGAUUACAAUCAAGACUAAAUUGAAACAAUUGCUGGAUUUGGAUACAUUAUUUUCCUACUUGUUGGACGAUUCUGGGAUUCCUGAACAAAGAAUAAACAACAUUAUUUUGUUAAAAACCAAUUUGCUAUUAGUGCUUGAGUUGAAGGACUGUCUUAAUGUUACUUCUCCCAUUUUACAACAAAUUAAAGAAAUUUUCCAACAUCAGAACAUCGAAAAGUCUUUGAAUUUAAUUGAUAAAUAUAUAAAUGAGGAUUGUAGAGUCACCAAGAAUAACUAUGUUCAGAUUGCUCAUCAAAGAGCAAAUGCAAUCAAAUCAGGUCUCAACGGAUUAUUAGAUGUUUCAAGAAGUGUUAGAGAAAAAAUUCUUGAAGAAGUUAAUGAGUAUGUUCAAAAAUUAAUUGAACAAUAUGAAUUAAAUUUGGAUUAUAGAUAUGAUAAAUGUAAAAGAUUUUAUUUAAGAAUCAAGACAAAUGACACAUCUCCACCUAAAUUACCAGAAGAAUUUAUAAACAUAAUUCAUAAAAAACAUAUCAUAGAAUGUACAACCAUAGAUUUACUUAAACAAGGCUCAAGAUUGUAUGACAUAGAAUCUGAAAUAAAUGUAAUUAGUGGUAGUAUCAUUCAAGAACUAUACGAUCAAAGUCAAGAUAAUUUACCUAUCUUUUUCAUGAUUUCGGAAUCAAUCGCAAUACUUGAUUUGUUGUGCAGUUUUGCUAGCUUUAUCAAUGAACAAAAAGGAUCAUACACCUGCCCUGAAUUUGGGAACUAUACUCAUAUCCGUCAAUCUAGACAUCCAAUCCUUGAAACUUUGAAAAAUGUUGUGCCAAAUGAUUAUUCUUGUGUUCCCGAAAUUUCAAGAUUUCAAAUUAUAACUGGUGCUAAUAUGAGUGGAAAAUCUAUCUACAUCAAACAAAUUGCAUAUAUUUUAAUUAUGGCUCAAAUGGGUUUAUAUGUGCCAGCUGACUAUGCUAUUAUCAAAAUUCAGAAAAGUAUAUUUUCUCGUCUUUCAUCAGACGCUGAUAUUAAUGUUUCUACAUUUGCCAAUGAAAUGAAUGAUAUGAAUACAAUUUUGAAAAAUGCAGAUGAUUCCAGUUUAGUACUAAUCGAUGAAUUAGGUAGAGGCUCAAGUUUGAGAGAUGGGUUUGCAGUUUGUCUUGCAAUUUUAGAUCAUUUAACUACUUUAGGAGCAACCGUUUUCACUACUACACAUUUUCAUGAAAUUGCAGAAAUUUUGGGAAAUAAGUCUUGCGUUUUAUCAUCUAAUAUGAAAACUACUGAGCAAAAUGGAAAGUUUGAAUAUCAAUUUAAAUUAGAGAUUGGUAAAAUUGAAACUGAAAGAUAUGGAAUAAAGUAUGCUGAAUUAUCUCAAAUUUUACCGGAAGAAUUGAUUAAUUUUGCAAAAGAUUUAAUAGAACCUUUGAAGUCCAAGAUUACAAAAAGUGACUCGAAAUUAAUGUCCAAACGAAGAAAAUUAGUUCUUGAAUUAUAUUUUGCAUUAAGCCAAUUAAAGAAAUUGGAUUGUGACAACAACUACAAAAUAGAUCUACUUAGAACUUUACAAACUAGAUUUGUUGAAGAAAUUAAUGAAGCUACUGCUUAA